AGGGGGCUGAUGCAUAGAAAACGGGAGAGAGAGGAGAUAUCUGUACAGGGGCAGGAGUGGAGUGCGUGCGAACGAACGAGGACGGCCGUGCUCGCCUUUCGUCGGCGUUUUCGUAUGAGUGCGUGAGUGAGUGCGUGCAUGAGUGCGUCCUCACGGGCAGGUACUUUCGAUUUCCAACGAUUGGCGAGCCUUCGCCGGGUACGACGCUGCACCAGGAAGCGGACAUGAUAGUUACCAUGGAGUGAAAUAGUACGUGCACGGUACGUGGAGUUGUGCUGUUCAUUCCUCUCGGUGCUGUGCGCGUGUGCAAGUGCGAAUGCGUGUGCGUUUCUCACGACAGGUGCCUUUGAUUUUUUCCGAUUACUCUUCGAGUAAAGUAAAGUCGACUCGGACGUCGAAACGUCGAAUCGAAUCGAGUGGCGAGGAAAAAGCUGCAUCUUCCGUUAAUUGUUACGACUCGUCGGUGAUACGACGUAUUCGUCGAGAAUAUCGUUACUCUCUAAUUUUGGUGACACUAGGAAAGAUGAUCGUAUAGAUCAUUGCCGGAGAAACGAAACGUGUCUUCUGUCAACCUCGUGCGCGUGAAAACGUGCAUACAUAUGUGUCAAAGACAUCGAUUUUCCAACGAGCAUACGCAGCUGGUGGUGGUUCUGAUCGUUGGAAGGAUUCGUACGAGCACGAUGAACGCCGAGCGUUGUGCCUGAAACGAAAAAGGACAUAUUUUGACAGCGCGAGAAUCGAAAGAGGCCGAGGGGACGUGUGGUGUCGCGUAGACUCGGGCGCGCGUUUGCGAACGCGCCCAUCGCGCGUCCAACAUGGCUACCACCAGCAACACGACGACAAGCGCCGGCGAAACGAACGGCAGUAACGUGCCACAGUGGAAAAGAGACUUGAUUCAGCGUCGUCGGCAACAGAACAAGGUUCUCGCGAACAACGGAGCCAGUGUGAAGCUAUGUUCAGCGGUGAUCGGCUCGUCGACAACAACGACGACGACAGGCGGGACAUCGGAAUCGGUGGUCGAUCCGACCGGUAGUCAAGAACAGUGUGUAGCCGGCAAUGUGCCAUCGAGAUCGUGGACAACGAGCAGCGGAGAGGACAGUGUGAAUAUGGUUAAUAGCUCGAGUGCUAACAGUGGUAGUGGUGGAAGCGCCAUAGCUGGUGCCGUUGUAUCAUCUUCGCCGUUUUUCUCGAGAGGACCGGCGUGUGGCGCCAUCAUCAGCAGCGGAACGACCGCCGCCACCGACGUUGCCUCGACAGUCGCGUGCAACAUGCGUCUCGAGGUGGAUCUGUCGUUCUGCUCCGACUCGGAGGAUGUUGCGAACGAUACUGUAAGCAAAUCGUCGACGGACAUGGAACGAAAAUCGGAACACGGUGACAGUUCGGAGAUCGAGGAUUCCAAACAGGACGGUAAAGGGGCCGAUUUAUCGGCAGCCUGCGACGAUCAUCGCGCGUGUAGAACGAACAAAGUGGAGAGAGAGCUUCUCGCGGAUUUGUCGAAAAUGAAAGCCGGUAAAAUCGAAACGGAAAUGGCGAGGAAUCGCGCGUCGACCAGCGACGACGGGGAGAGCGACAGUUCGGAAGAACUGCAGUACGGACCGGGAAUCGUGAACAAACUCAAGAGCAAAUACCUUAACCUUACUCUGAAAGAGAUGAACAAGAGUCGCGUCUCGGUACAACGUUUCAGACGCGCCGCGAGUCUCGAGGAUCUGCUAGAUUGUGACGACGAACCGGGAGAGAAGAACGCGAGGAAGUACACGAAAAGGGCGACCACCGGUGCCGCUACGAAAACCGACAGGUACAGAAACGCUUGCCGCGGUAACGAGUCGAUGAAACGAGCCCGAAGCGUCGAAACUCUGAUGAGGUACAACGGGACGGACGAAGUCGGCAGUACCCACGGUGUAUCCGGUCGUGUGGUGACCAACGGUUUGAAGCAGGACCCGGUCAACGAUCACAUUAUCCUGAUCGAUCGUAGCUCGGUGAAAAUAGAGAGCCGAUUGGGCGAGCUGGACAGGCCUAAACCCGUGAACAAGCCGAAAAGAAUCAAACCGUUGCUGGCGGAAACGGAAAGGCCGCCGCCGGAUCUAGUCAAGACCACGAUGAGGAUCUUCGAGGGGUCCGCGAAGAAGCUGAAACCGAAAGGCGAGGUGGCCGCGAAGGUGGCCACGUUCAAAACGAUCAACGACACGUUCAAAGCCCAGGCGCAGAAGAAGGUAGGACCGAAACCACCGAUUCAACCUAAACCGUUCGUCAAUGGGAAUUCCAGAGCGCCGCCAGGAUCGCCGAAGAAAAUCGUGUUGCCGCAGAAGCCCACGGCCGAGCUGAUCGAGAGCCAAGACGGCCAGGAGUAUCACAUCGACGGAGUGAUUACCGAUCCCAUAGUGCAGUCGGUAUCGUCGGUGGUCAGCAAGUUCCAGCAAAUCGAAAAGUCGCACUCCCCAUCCCCGUCGCCCGAGCCAUCCUACAAGUUGAAAUUCUCGCCCGCGCCCAGUCCCGAGCCACAACUAAGUAAAUCGAAAUCCACUCUGGAGAUCAACGUCAAGUCACCGCCUGUAACGCCCGUUCUUUCCCCCAGAAUUUCCUCGCCCAGGUUGCAGAGCCCCUCGUCCCCGAUGAAGGACACGCUCAGGCAAAGUUCACCACGCGUUCACAGUCCUCCGUCCCCGAUGAAGGAUUUCGUCAGGCAGAAUUCCAGCCCCGUCCAUAAGCCACCGCCGAGUCCCAGCAGGGAGUUGCUUAGACAAAUGUCCGUGGCCGAACCCUGUAAGAUCACGCCGCGGCCGCAACUCGAGGAGAACGGGAAUAUCGUCAACGUCGAACAACAUCCGAGGCAGCAGCAGCAGCCUUCCGAGAGGAUACAGCACAGUCCUACGGAUCAAGAGAAGCCCGAGGAGAACAAGCCACCGAUCAACAAUGCGAAUCACAGCGAUGACGAACCGACGGAGGAGGUCGAUGCCCCAAAGACGAUAUCGAAGACCGCACUGGAGAAUAUCGCGAAAACCGGCGUCACGAUGCAGUUCAGUUUCAACGACAAACCGAUCUCCAACAAGAGUUACUUGCCAGGAUUCAAGCAGAAUGGUCAAAAGCCAACGGACGAACGUCAGGCGGAUGCCCGGAUGACCGAAACGAAGUCGUUGUCGCUGGAACCACCUCGGGGCAAGUCGUUUUUGUCCGCGGGUUCCACGAACGUCGUAACGGAUCAAGAGACCGUCUCGAGGCUGCACGAGAGGUUAGAACUGGACAAGUGUGACAGGAAAAUCGAGGACAAUAAAGAGGAUACGAUGGAUACCAAAGCAAACGUCGAAACCAAACCGAUCGGUGCUAUCUGCAGCCUGGGUCUGAUCAAGUCUCCGACCAAUACCUCGUAUCCGCAAGGGAACGAGCUGAAAACGAUACGAUGCCAAAAGGUCGAGUCUCCGCCCCAAAAGCAAAUCGGGAUAAUAAGACCGCUGGUGUCUACCAAGGCGCAGCAUCCUCAGCAGAAUCUGAGCAAUCGGGAGUUGGAGAAAAAUCUGAUCAAUCGAGUGAAAAGUAUAGAACAACCUACCAAGGUUGUGGUUAGCCUAAAGAGCGCCGAUGAGAUUCAACCAGCGAAAAAGUCUGGCACGGGUGGCGCCGGACUGUGGGAGACGAAGCCCUGGAACCAACAAAACAACACCAUGGUGUUCAAUUUCAGUAACCGGAAGGAAGUGCCGGAUUAUAUCGAGAACGACGGACUUAUUAUCAAAAAGAAACGGGAGAAGCCAAAGGUCGGUGACGGUGGUAUCAUAGUGUUGGACACCACGUUGGACGCGUCGGCGACCGACGACGCCGAAUGGGAGCUCGCCGGUGGUCCACCAUCGCCCUGCGACGUGUCUUUCUUCAACGAUAACGUUCUCAUCAACGGUCGCAGCAAUCUCUCGAGGACACCGCGAAAUCACAAGCAUCGAAUACAGUUUGAUGAUACGGCUACCCGUACCUUCGAAUAUCCGAGCGAAGCGUCGAUGCUAGAGGGUGAGAGCAGCGUGGAUGGCGAAACUUCCGGUUCCGUCGAGCAAUCAACUCUGAUCAGCGGUAAAACGUCCUCGACCAAUUCCACGACCAACAUGCCGACCCUACUCGGUGGUGGUGGUGGCCUUGCCAGUUACACUCCUAGCAAAGUGGACUUGACGUCCGAAGGGUUCGAGCUGGGCGUGACCAGAGCCGUAUCAUCGAGUUUGCUGGCAACAUCGACAUCGUCGUCGACGCCGACAACCACCACGUCGAGCCAAGCGGACAACGAAACCGAAGUGGAUUACCUGAAACCGGCUCAAGACGGGGGCGCGUGGGGCUCCGAAACGACCGGUGAUCUCCUCUACUGACGCGACCGAAAAACUCGAAGAUCAGAGCAAGACGCGUGAAGCGGGAAACUCGUUAAAAAGCUCGAAGGAGAGUUCUCUCUCUCCUUGGAAGAGAGAGCAGGGGAUCCCAAAAUUCCGACUACUCACAAGACUAAUGGCAAAGUAUUUUUCUUUCCUUUUUUCGUAGGCAGAGUCGCGGAAACAGUCUUUUUAGAAGAAGGCAGUAACCAGUCGCUAUGAACAAAGAAGAGAAGCAUGUCGAAAGUUUCUUCGAACGUUUCAACGUGACGAUUGCUCACCCUAUCAGUAUAAGCAGAACUGUAACUUUUCGAAAAAAAUUCAUCACCCGACGCGUUCGCGGUCGGAGCGAGCGUUACGUGUGUUACGUAGAUAGUUCGCUGUCGUAAGAAUUGCGCGCAAUACUUUUUCCCGACAUAGGGUACGAAUCAAAAGCGAGAAAGGGCAGUAAAUAUUCGUUCGCGAACGCGUCGAAGCAGAAGCAAUCCUUUUCUUAGGUAAUUAAGCGAAAAGACGGUAUCAUUCCAAGUAUAUGCAUUUCUUUGUAUUAUUACGAUAACGAAGUGAACAGACAUUUCCUAAGUGACGCGUAACUAUAACUGCCAAGAUAUGUCAGUGCAUUUCUUUUUUCGAUAGCACCUUAAACGGAGAGCCCAGUGAUCGGUGAGAAAAUGAAAGAGAGAAAAAAAAAAAAACGAGCAUAUCACCUUUUUGGUACAUUUUUAUAACAAACGAAGAGAAGUCGACGAUGGAACUGAACAUUUUGUAACCUUUUUGAGAUUACUUUAAUGCUGAACCCUUCAACGUUCAAGCUGCCAGUCAAAGGCCAGAGUUUUAUGCAGGAUUUUUAGAAGAAAAAAGAAAACAAAAACAAUUAAAUGCAAUAAGAAAGAAUCGUUGCAGAAAAAAAGAAAACAUUGGAACACUCGAGUUUAGACUUUUGUAAAAGUUUUAGCCAAAGUAGAAUAUAAGUCUACUUGAUAUACUUAAUAAUAUGUAUAUGUACAAUAAGUGAAAGUUUUGGUCCAGGAAUAACAUUGCGAUUGUAAAUUCCGAGAAAUUCGUUAUUUAUACUAAAUGUAUGGUAUAUCAUACAGAUAUCCUUUACGAAUGCUCAAGAUAAGACGAUAGAUGUGUACACGAUAUUUGUUUUGUUGAGUUUGUUUCACUUUUCGUUUCUUACAUUUAGACGUGGACCAAGCAAAAAGAAAAAAAAAAAAAGAAGAAAAGAAAGAAAUUAAUAAUCAAUAAGAAAUAUACGGGGAAAAAUAUCGAUUUGUUAAUGAGUACGAGCGUUAAUUUUAAGCGAAUCAAAUUUUGUACAUAUUAAAUUAUUAUCGAUCUCAAAGUUUCGCAAAGUUUACACACGGAACAAUUAAAUUGCUUUGAGAUCGACUUAUUACGUGUGCUUUUCUGUUUUUCUUUUUCGUUGUCCGUAUUAUGUUUGAAGUGGUUACACGAACGUGGAGAAAUUAAAAAUGUUAUGUUUAAUCGCGUAAAUGUUCGAAGUAUGAUUGCGGCAGUAUGGUUAACUUUCUACUAAGAUUUAAUCGCGUGAUCGCGGACUGAUUCAAGGGUAAACGUGCGAUACGAUGAUAAUAAUUACCGAUAACGAUGCAUUUAUUACACCGAAACAACAACUGUGUUCCAGUUUUCGUCACUGUAUUUAGUAGACGCUAGUAUUCUCAUACUAUUUUCAUUUGAUUUCACGUUAUCGUUUGAUCGAUGCUUGAUGGGUCUGUGUCACAGCGUUGCAUUUUACACUGUGAUAUUUUUCUUACUUUCUCUAAUAACGACAUAUAAUAAUUGCUUCCGAAUAUUUUAAGGGAACCAGAACCGUGUCGACCGCUCAGUUUGUAUUUUCACAGUAUGUACUACGUACCGGAGUGAACGAGAUUACGAUGGACGAAACAUUCCAAAUUCUAAUAGCACGCGUCUUUGCGUUUAACCCAAUCGGUCGAUUGAUUGCGAAUCGAUGUCGGUAAUCUCGCUGCUCCGGUCGAGGGAACUCCGUAUUAUUUCUGUAAAUUAUUGCUGUACAGUAUGGAGAGGCAUCGUCGUUCAAGUAAAGGAUUAAAAGAAGGAAAUAGUAUUAUCCUAAGAUUAUUGUUCUUAUUGUUCUUCUUAUGAUUAUGAUUACUCUCAUUAUUCUUAUUAUUGUUAUCAUUAUCCGAAGCUUGAAUCCACAAUUACCUUAUUGAGUAUACUUACCAGUUAGAAGUAUUGUGUGAUGUAUCGUCUGUGUGUUAUUAAGGUAUUCAAGUAAUAAAAUGAAACAAGUAUGCCCGAA
Molecule: messenger RNA, 6624 nt
Organism: Bombus pyrosoma
Lineage: Eukaryota; Metazoa; Arthropoda; Insecta; Hymenoptera; Apidae
Gene: bif
Exons: 4
Coding region: 816-4337 (1173 amino acids)
Biological process (GO): neuronal signal transduction; chemotaxis
Cellular component (GO): rough endoplasmic reticulum membrane; nuclear membrane
Molecular function (GO): microtubule binding
Source: RefSeq, a predicted model, not a curated record